Tachyglossus aculeatus (Australian echidna) is the source of this 1864-nucleotide messenger RNA. It is a transcript of the gene AGPAT2, whose product is annotated as 1-acylglycerol-3-phosphate O-acyltransferase 2. The record is from RefSeq and is a predicted model, not a curated record. Bases 61 to 915 code for a protein of 284 amino acids. Gene Ontology annotation, biological process: phosphatidic acid biosynthetic process. Gene Ontology annotation, molecular function: 1-acylglycerol-3-phosphate O-acyltransferase activity. NCBI's taxonomy places the organism in Eukaryota, Metazoa, Chordata, Mammalia, Monotremata, Tachyglossidae. Gene Ontology annotation, cellular component: endoplasmic reticulum; membrane. The transcript is spliced from 6 exons.
GGCAGUGAGGAGCUUGGUGUCGGACCCGUCCGGCUCAUCCCGCCCCCGGGACCCCCGGCCAUGGAGGGCCCGUGGGGGUGGGCGUUGCUGCUGCUGCUGGGGCUGCUGCCUCUGCUCCUGCUCCUGCUCCCGGAGCUCAGCCGCACCGUCAAGUUCCAGCUCAAGAUCGGCUUCUACUGCCUGAUCUGCCUGGUGGCCUCCGGGGUGGCCUCCCUCUUCUGCCUCCUAAGGCACGGCGGAAGGACCGUCGACAACAUGAGUAUCAUCAAGAGGUUUGUCCAGACCUUCAAGUAUAUCUAUGGCCUGAAGUUUGAGCUGAAAGGCUUGGAGAAAUUUGAGAUGAAAGGACCCUGCGUCAUCAUCUCCAACCACCAGAGCAUUUUGGACAUGAUGGGCCUGAUGGAGAUUCUCCCAGAUCGAUGCAUCCAGAUAGCCAAGAAGGAGCUGAUGUACAUGGGCACCGUGGGCCUAAUAAUGUACCUCGGGGGUGUCAUCUUCAUCAACAGGAAGCGGACCAGCACCGCCAUGUCCGCUCUAAUGGAAGUGGGCGACACCAUGGUGAAGGAGAAUCUGAAGGUGUGGAUUUACCCCGAGGGAACCCGGAAUGGAAAUGGAGACUUGUUGCCCUUCAAGAAAGGGGCCUUCCAUCUGGCCAUUCACUCAAAGGUUCCAGUCAUCCCUGUGGUGUAUUCAUCUUUCACAUCCUUUUACCGGCCAGAAACAAAGCUUUUCACAUCAGGAAAGAUCAAGGUUGAAGUCCUCGAUCCCAUCGAGACCAAAGAGAUGACAGCGGAGAACGUGCCUGAGCUCAUGGAGAGGUGCCACUCCAUCAUGCGGGAGAGCUUUCUCAGACUAUCCGAUUUCCCGAACAAGGCCAAUGGGGCCCAUGGGACCACCUCUGCCCCAGCACAGUAGCCUAGGCCCAUGUAUAAGGGAAGUAGGGCAGGAUGGUUGUGGGGGUUGGGGGCUGAGAGCAGGGGCUUCUCUGGGUCACCAAAUGUUAAGGGCUAGCUCCUUAGCCCCUCCCACUCUCACCAAGUACCCCACCUCCAUCAAGGCAAGUGUCUUCCUCUGGCCUCCCACGGUUCUGUUAAUGGAAGCCGAUCCUCCCCAGAUGGAAGGAUUUGACGCUGCCGUCGGCCAGCUCUGUCCUGUGUCUCACAAAGGUCCCAUUCUCCUCACACCCCCAAUUUCCUUCCUCUGGGGUCUUUGGAUGCUGAGACGUUCCCUCCGGGGCUCCAUCUUUGCCUCUGUGAGGAAGCCCAGGUGGUGGACCCCCAUCCCUCCCAGCCCACCGCCCACAUUGAGGCAGCAUUUCUCUCUAAGGGCAAGGCCCAUUCCAGGUGAAUGGAAAGAAGGUGUGUGUGUCUGUCUGUCUGUCUUUCACCCCCACUACACCUCCAGCACAAACGAUGGCAUAAACAGAGCCUCCUGGCCUCAUGCUCCCGUCCUGGGGUUCUAGGUGUUAUAACCACAGCUCUGGAACUGUUGAUCAAUCAGAAAACUGCGUCUUGCUCAGAAGACUGGGGAGCAUUAAUGGACGCUUAUUGUGCCUUCCUCUUCCUCUCUCCUAGCCAUGGCCCUGAACUGCCUCCUCCCUGCAGCCACCUCCCAGCUGGCUAGCCCGCUACGUGGAGUCAGACCACCCAGCUAACCAGAGUGGGGGAUGGGCUGGGGGUUGUGCUUCAGAGGGCUAAAUUUAGGCCCCUGCACGCACUGUUCUUUCAGGCACGCAGGCAGUGAGGCAUUCUGGUGGGUAAACAGACCCUGUCCUGUGAGCACCCAAGAGGGGAGGUAUGCACCAGUCCUUGGGCAUCCUUGUCACUUGUCCCCCUUUCUGGCAGCUGGCACAGGCUAGAUGCCA